Molecule: messenger RNA, 411 nt
Organism: Lontra canadensis (Northern American river otter)
Lineage: Eukaryota; Metazoa; Chordata; Mammalia; Carnivora; Mustelidae
Product: 6-pyruvoyl tetrahydrobiopterin synthase-like
Exons: 1
Coding region: 1-411 (136 amino acids)
Cellular component (GO): mitochondrion
Source: RefSeq, a predicted model, not a curated record
AUGGUUGGUUGCUACAAGGUCCCCAUCAUCUCCUUUAGCAUGACCCACCAGCUUGACAGCAAAUCGCUGAGUAACCAAGAAAACUUAAAAUUGUUUGAGAAAUGGAACAAUCCCAAUGACCAUGGCCACAAUUAUAAAGUUGCGGUGAUAGUACAUGGAGCGAAUGAUCCUGUUACAGGCAUGGUUAUGAUUUUGACUGACCUCAAAGAAUAUAUGGAGGCAAUUAAGAAGCCCUGUGAUCAUAAGAAUCUGAAUCCAGAUGUGCCAUACUUUGCAGAUGUUGUAAGCACUACAGAAAAAUGUAGCUGUGCAUAUCUGGGAAAAUCUCCAGAAUUUCUUCCUCUAGAAAUUUUUUAUAAAGUAAAAGUAUACGAGACUGACAAUAAUAUUAUUGUCUAUAAAGGAGAAUAG